CUACCACCAACACGAUGGAUGGAGAAAUGCGCCAAAACCAACGAUCACCCCCCCCGGGCCUAUCUGCUCGUCUGCGUUUGCCCCUGCAACCAACUGGGAAGUCUCCGCCGCCAGCCAACAUGCGCAAGACUUGCAAAUUUCUUUACCGAGAUCCAAUUUACAAUACCUGUCGGGAAUCCGGUCAACAAGAUGGCCAGCGAGGAUACCAGCACAGUGGCAGUGGCAUUGCGCGUGCGUCCCCUCGUCAAAUCGGAGGUGGAAAGCGGCUGCCGCAUUGCACUCGAGCGCUCGGCGAAUGGUUCCCCCCAAGUGUCGAUCAAUCGCGGCGAGUGCUUCACAUACAACCAUGUCUUCGACAGCAACGACACCCAGAAAGAUCUUUUUGAGGCAUGUGUCCAGGGAAAGCUGAAGAAGCUCCUCGAUGGCUAUAAUGUGACCAUCAUAGCGUACGGCCAGACUGGCUCUGGCAAAACAUACACCAUGGGCACGGCUUUCAACGGUGUCCUCGAUAAUGAUGUUGGCGUCAUUCCGCGGGCCGUCGACGAUAUAUUCGGACACAUUGCCGAUCUGAACGAAGAAUACAAUUUCAAAGUGACUUGCUCUUUUGUUGAAUUGUAUCAAGAACAGUUUUAUGAUUUGUUUUCGUCGAACAAGCCCGAAAAAGUUGCCGUGGAAUUACGAGAGAUACAGAAUCGGAUUGUGUUGCCUGGCCUCACCGAAUUAGAUGUAAAAUCCUCUCAUGACGCUACCGAUUAUCUGAUGCGCGGUUCCGCCGUUCGGGCAGUGGCAGCCACUGCUAUGAACGAAGUAUCAUCCCGUUCGCAUGCAAUUUUUACACUUACCGUGGUUUCCAGCGAGCUGAAAGGCGGGAUGGCGGUGACCACCUCCAAGUUUACCCUUGUGGAUCUCGCUGGGUCUGAACGCUGCUCAAAGACACUGGCCACGGGGGAUCGCUUCAGGGAGGGGGUCAACAUCAACAAAGGCCUGCUGGCCCUCGGAAAUGUGAUAAGCGCAUUGGGCUCCGGACAAGUUUCUGGUUAUAUACCAUACCGCCAGUCGAAGCUGACGCGCCUGCUCCAGGACUCGCUGGGCGGCAAUUCCAUCACAUUGAUGAUUGCCUGCGUCAGUCCGGCUGACUACAAUGUGUCUGAGACGCUGAGCACCCUUCGCUAUGCAGAUCGUGCGCUUCAGAUCAAGAACAAGCCCGUGGUCAAUAUGGAUCCGCAUACGGUCGAGGUCAAUAAGCUCAAGGACAUCAUACAGAAGCUGCGCGUGGAGCUGCUGGCCGCCGGCAAGAUGAGCAGCUCCAUUAAUUGUGCUGUGUGUGCGGCCGGACUCGAUCCGCUGCCAAGUGGCGCUGAUGGUACAUCAGCAUCCUGUACGGCUGCUGCUGACCAACAGGGUCUAAAGGAUUUGGUAAAGACGCUGCAGGAGAAGACCCGUAAGCUACAGCAGGAGCUGCACCAGGCUCUGAUCGAUCUCACAGAGAAGGAGAUGCGGGCCCACAUUGCAGAAGCAGCCCACGAUAAGCUCAAGGCGUACGUUAUCCAGUUAAAGAGCAAGCUGCAGGCACAGCUGGCAGAGGGUGCCGAGCCAUCGGAACCAACCGAUCAGAUGCGAGAGAUCAGUCAGCUGGUGGAUCAGGUCGACGAGGAGCUGCAGCGCACCGAGGAAGAGCUGCAGACGCACGGCCACGAAUCGAUAUCGAGCAACAGAACAAAUGGCGAUGGUGAGGGCGACGCCAUGGGCGAGGAGGCCCACGAGCUGCUCAAUUCCCAGUCGGAGGACUACACCAAAAAGCAGCUGGGUCUGGUCGGCGAACUGCGCACCAUCAACCGCCAGCUGGACCUCAAGCAGGAGCUGCACGAGCGCAUCUGUCGCAACUUCAGCAAGCUGGACGAUGACGAUGACGAGAAGGUGAAGCAAUGCAACCAGAAGAUCGACGAGCUGGAGUGCGAGCGGCGCGACCUGAUCGACCAGCUGCGUACCAUCAAGAGCAAGGAUACCUCGGCCCGGAUUGCCGAAGAGCGUCGCAAGCGGCUGAAGCUGCUGGAGCUACAGAUCGCCGAACUGCAGCGGAAACUCAUCACACAGGCCAAUAUGCUGAAGAUGCGCGAAAAGGAGCGGGAGAAGAUCAACAAUUUGAGCGCCGAAAUACGGGCCAUGAAGGAGUCCAAGGUGAAGCUCAUCCGUACGAUGCGGGGCGAGUCAGAGAAGUUCCGCCAAUGGCGAACAGUGCGCGAGAAGGAGCUCACCCAGCUGAAGAGCAAGGACCGUAAAAUGCAGAGCGAAAUGGUGCGUCAGCAGACCCUGCACACCAAGCAGCGGCAGGUGCUGAAGCGCAAAUGUGAGGAGGCCCUGGCCGCCAAUAAGCGGCUGAAGGACGCCCUCGAUCGCCCGGCAUCGGCACAGCGUCAGCGCCAUGCCAAGGAUCCCACGGGUGGUGCCAAGACAGACUCCUGGGUGGAACGCGAACUGGAGGUCAUCCUCUCAGUGAUCGAUGCCGAGCACAGUCUCGAACAGCUCAUGGAGGACCGGGCGAUCAUUAAUAGCCACUACAAUCAAGUGAAAUCUGGUGGGGAUCCCAAACAGCUGGCCAUGAUCGAGGAGGAGCUGGAGAUGCGCAACGCCCAGAUAGCUGAUCUCCAACAGAAGGUCUGCUUCAGCGAUUUGGACAGCCGCAGCAAGGCCCUCGCCGAGAGCGUCCAGAGCAUCAACGAAUCGCGUGCCGUUAGUAAGCAGCUGCUGAAGAGCCUCGUCCAGCAGCGGCGCCAGCAGGCGCACAACAUUUUCGAGCAGCGUAACGCCAUGGAAGAACAGCGCUGCCAGCUGCUGGAGACCCAGCAGCGGCACGAGGCUCUGGCCAAGCGGCUGCGCCAGGUCGAGGCCAACCACGAGGAACAAAUGCUCGCCCAGCAGCGUGCCUACGAGGAGAAGGUGGCUGUCCUAUUGCGCACGGCGGCCACGCAGCAGCCCGCAGGCGAAUCGCACCAAGAGAUUAUCGAGGAGCUGUUGAGCAGCCGCGAAGCCCUUCAGCAACAGGUCGAUCGUCUGAAGUCGAGCAAGGAAAAGACACACACAAAAGAAAAACAAGCUAAGGCGGCCCCAUCCCGCGAUAAUCACAAUGAGAGCGUUGAGUUCCUCUCUGAAAGCAUUGAUAUUAUGAGCGAUGCCAGCGAUGACGACCCCGAAUGGAUCCCCAGCACCAAACGACGUUCCAAGAUGUCUACGCAGUCGGUCAACGACAAAACCGAACGUGCCACCUCACAGGCCCAGGAGACAUCAAUGCCGACCGGCGAACAGCAGCAGGCCCUCGGCGCAAACAGUGACAUCAAUGGGUCGGUCAAUUCCCAGCACUCCACCUCGGCCACGGAGCUCGGAGAGGGGGGUCGCCACUCGAUAUCGAAAAAGUGCAAGUGCCGCACCAAAUGCAAUACGAAACGCUGCGCCUGCUUCUCCUCCAGCAACGGCUGUGGCGACAACUGCGGCUGCAAGGGCUCUUGCAUGAAUCCACUGAACCGCAACGCGAAGCCGCAGCCAACAAAUUCACCCAAGGCUGAUAUCCUCGACAUCAAGGAGGAGCCGCUGGAGGAACAGAAGCAGCAGGAUGAUAAGAUGGUGGGCGAGAACUCUACAUUUGCCUCACCAGAGCCAGCAUUCGGCUCUGAGUCUGCGCCCACUUCCAACGUCCUAUCGCCUGCCAAGCGAUCCAUCGAUCAGAAUGCUGCUCCAGCACACCUAGGCAGAGCCACUUCCACCGAAGAAUUCAGCGCCCCCAAGCUAGCCAGAAUGUCUGGACUGGCAUUCUCCACGCCACGACGUAAAUUCUUCUAGGUAGAAAGGAAAACACUGCCUGUCACUGUCAUCCUUCAGAUCCCGACACGACACAACGCGCGAUCUACGUUGAUGAUUUUACAAUCUCUACAGUCUAGACUUAUUUUUGUUUUUACGUUUACAUUUACGAUUACUAUACGAUUAAGGGUUGGGUGUCACUGUUCUGCUACGUUCCAAAUAAUAUUCGCAGACCAGAAAGUCGCGACCGAAUCACGGCUAAA
This is a messenger RNA of Drosophila persimilis, 4055 nucleotides long. RefSeq names its product chromosome-associated kinesin KIF4. The record is from RefSeq and is a predicted model, not a curated record. The transcript has 7 exons. Gene Ontology annotation, biological process: mitotic spindle organization; microtubule-based movement. The coding region runs from base 19 to 3834 and encodes 1271 amino acids. Lineage: Eukaryota; Metazoa; Arthropoda; Insecta; Diptera; Drosophilidae. Gene Ontology annotation, molecular function: microtubule motor activity; microtubule binding; ATP binding.